Messenger RNA from Macroventuria anomochaeta, 1552 nucleotides. Its product is annotated as S-adenosyl-L-methionine-dependent methyltransferase. The record is from RefSeq and is a predicted model, not a curated record. The coding region runs from base 402 to 1529 and encodes 375 amino acids. Gene Ontology annotation, molecular function: methyltransferase activity. Lineage: Eukaryota; Fungi; Ascomycota; Dothideomycetes; Pleosporales; Didymellaceae. The transcript is spliced from 3 exons.
UGAUCUGCCUUUUUCGGAGGAUCCCCGGCACAUCUCUAACAAGCCGCAUGGAAAGUACCGUGAUAGCAGCCAAAGGCUAGCGCAUUCAUCGAAAUACCAGGAUACCGCAUCCGGAAUCCGCUCGUCCUCGCUUACAUCGACCAGCCUCUCUGUGCAGCUGGAAUCCAUACCCUUUCGAAUCGCCCCUUACUUACCACCAUCCUUCGAGAAGAUUGUGAAGCCACGAGGGGGUGGUGAGAGCCAAGCUGGAUAUUGCGGCGCUCGAACGACUCGGCCUGCAGGGCCCAGGGGAAGGAAGAGUGGAAGGGAAGGGGAGUGGGUACUUCUCGAGGUUGGAGAAAGUCCUAAAGUUCAAGAAGGGUGCGCCGAAAGAGGAAGAAGAAGAGAAGCUAAACACAGAGAUGAGUUCUGGGGCUGAGCCUGCAGGCAUCGAUGUUGACUCGGAGUACGACAACUACGUCGAAGAUGACGACAAUGAUGCAGACCGCAUGUCCUUCUACGCCUCCACCGGCGGCGGCUCCAUUGCAUCCAAAGUAACCUCGUACCGUUACGAAAACGGCCGCCGCUACCACUCCUACCGCGACGGAACCUACUACGCGCCCAACGACGAAAAGUACUCAAACUACGAAACCAUCGUCCACCACCUCUGGCUGCUAACUCUGAACGAUCAACUCUUCCUCGCACCCAUCCAAGAGCCCCAAAGGAUUCUGGACAUCGGCACCGGCACGGGGCUCUGGGCAAUCGAUAUGGCCGACUAUUUCCCGAAUGCUGAGAUUACCGCCACGGAUCUGAGUCCCAUACACCCACCGAAUCUACCUCCAAACCUAACCUUUGAGAUUGACGAUGCGAACUCCUCCUUCACCUACCCGCCGUCGCACUUUGACUUCAUCCACAUCCGGGGUCUAACGGGGUGCAUAAAAUCCUGGCCGGCCUUGUAUUCGCAAUGCUUACACGCCCUGCAACCAGGCGGCUGGAUAGAACAUCUCGAGUUCAGCGUCGAAACCAGCGCCUCCAGAACCUCCUCUACCUACUCGGACCAAAUCCUCACCGCCUUCAGCCAGUCCGUCCUCCAUGUCGGCGCUACCAAAACACACAUGUCCUUUGACGUAAUCAACACCAUGCACCCGACCCUCUCCCACCCGUCCUCUGGCUUUGUCGACGUGCACACACAGACCUUCAUCUGGCCGAUCGGGCCGUGGCCGAAAAACGCCCAUCUCAAGGAUUUGGGCCGCUGGGGCGAGAGGAACUGGUGCGACGGCAUCGAUGGGUGGGUUAUGGCGCUGUACACGAGGCUGCUGGGGUGGACGUAUGAGGAGGUCAAGGCGUUUGUGCGGGAUUUUCAGGAGGUGAUAAAGGACCGACGGGGACGGCUGUGGCAAGAGGUCAGGGUUGUCUAUGCAAGGAAGCCGUUUGAGGGGGAGGUGGUGGAUAAGGGGGUGGGUGGAGAGGAGGUUGAGAAGGAGAAGGAGAGGGAUGUGAAGGCUGGUGAUAUUGAGGAGGAGGAGUUGGAUAUGGAUGAUACGCGAUGAUACCCCAGAAUUGCAUUCAUGAC